This is a messenger RNA of Panicum virgatum (switchgrass), 1354 nucleotides long. Its product is annotated as ABSCISIC ACID-INSENSITIVE 5-like protein 3. Gene Ontology annotation, molecular function: DNA-binding transcription factor activity. Bases 369 to 992 code for a protein of 207 amino acids. Lineage: Eukaryota; Viridiplantae; Streptophyta; Magnoliopsida; Poales; Poaceae. Gene Ontology annotation, cellular component: nucleus. The record is from RefSeq and is a predicted model, not a curated record. Gene Ontology annotation, biological process: positive regulation of DNA-templated transcription. The transcript is spliced from 3 exons.
AACAAAACAAAAAUCGAAUGCAGCAAAGCCUACUGGAGCAUUGGCAUUGCAAAAAGGCGGCCCCCCGUCCUCUUUUUGGUUUCACUUCACCUUCACCUCCCUCUCUCCUGAGCCCCCUUGUGGCAAUCCUAAAAUUAAUGCUCCCAUCUGCCGCUGGUGCAUCCAUCGAUCUGGUCCCUCCUCCCCUUGCCCAGUUGCCCAGCCCUCCUGUUCAUCCUUGCUAUUGCUCGCAAGAUUCUCCUCCCUUUCUUGUCAUCCAUACGCCCUCAAAGAUCUUGUUUCGAUUGGGAGAGCAUUGAUUUCUCCCCUCCUUCCUUCCUUGGCAGCUAGCUGAUCCUGAUCGAUAUCGCGCCUACACUAGUCAGUAGAUGGGAGUUCAGACAAUGUCGUCCCACGGCGACGACGGCCGCCGCGGCCUCCCGCGGCAGGGCUCGGUGUACAACCUCACGCUGACCGAGGUGGAGACCCGGCUGGGCGAGCCGCUGCGGAGCAUGAACCUCGACGACCUCCUGCGCACCGUGCUGCCUGCCGCCCCAGCCACCGAGCCGGCGCCCAAGAAGACGGUCGACGAGGUGUGGCGCGACAUCCAGAGCGCCAGCGGCGCCCGGCAGCCGGCCAUGGGCGAGAUGACGCUGGAGGACUUCCUCUCCCGCGCCGGCGUCACCGUCGACGCCGGACCGCAUUGGCUACACCAGCACCAGCACCAGCACCAGUACGUGGUGCCGCUCGGGUCCCCGGCGGUGGACGGCGUCGGGGUUUUCCUAUCGCAGGUGGCCGGCCGGAAGCGCGGCGCGGCGGCGGCGGCGGACGGGGACGGCGUGGUGGAGGAGAGGACGGUGGAGCGGCGGCAGAAGCGCAUGAUCAAGAACCGCGAAUCCGCGGCGAGGUCCCGGGCCAGGAAGCAGGCAUACACCAACGAGCUGGAGAACAAGGUCGCCCGGCUGGAGGAGGAGAACCAGCGUCUCAGGAAGCUCAAGGGCAGCAGGCAAUGACGGUUGUGGUUUUUUUUUUGGAAGGGCGUUGUGGUUGGUUUUUUAAGCCUAAGCUGUAACAAGAUUCCAAAUUAAGCCUGAUGAAACAAUAAUGAAGCCCAAUGAACCAUGUGCAUUUGCAAUUUGGAUUGGAUUGGAUGGAAUGGUACAAGGGCCUCCUCAUCUGUCUCUGUCUGCGGAGCUAACGAUGUGUUGGGUUGCAUUGGUUGCAGAUGCUGCCACCGCUGGAGCCGCCACCAGAGCAUGAGCAGCGGCCGGUGCCCCAGCCGGAGCAUGAGCGGCGGCCGGUGACCCAGCCGGAGGAGGCGAAGCAGCCGCUCCGGCGAAGGAAUUCAGCCACCUUCUGAUGAGACGAUGGGCCG